This is a messenger RNA of Drosophila kikkawai, 2420 nucleotides long. It is a transcript of the gene CkIalpha, whose product is annotated as Casein kinase Ialpha. Gene Ontology annotation, molecular function: ATP binding; protein serine/threonine kinase activity. Gene Ontology annotation, cellular component: cytoplasm; nucleus. The record is from RefSeq and is a predicted model, not a curated record. Gene Ontology annotation, biological process: negative regulation of canonical Wnt signaling pathway; peptidyl-serine phosphorylation; signal transduction. Lineage: Eukaryota; Metazoa; Arthropoda; Insecta; Diptera; Drosophilidae.
GUUCUCUAGGGGAAAGCCAAAUUCGCAUCUGGCAACACUGCUGGAGUCUACCAUUUUAUUUUAGUUAAUAAAAUAUACAUAUUUCCUAUCUUCUUUUUUCCGUUGUGCGCGUACGAAAAACAGCUGCAAAGGCUCGCGUCGAAAGUGCAAUAAACAUCAGAAAUAUUGAGCGGAAAGAGCGGCCAGCGGACGAGAUUUUCCCCGUUCCGUUUUUUUUUUCUCCACCAGACGACGACGAAUAUAUUGUAAAAGAGCAGCAGCAGCGACAGCCAGCCAGCCACCAGCAGCAGCCACCAACCUUGAGAAACACCCAGCACGGCAGCUAUAUUUCGUUUCACUCGCUCGCUUGUCUGUUGGCUUUUCACUUAACCCCGCACAAGUGCUUUUAGAAGAGAAGCCCCUAAGGCGGUGGAGCAACAGCAGCAACAGCAGCAGCCAGCCAAGAUGGACAAGAUGCGGAUAUUGAAGGAGAGCCGCCCCGAGAUAAUCGUCGGUGGCAAAUAUCGGGUGAUUAGGAAGAUUGGAAGCGGCUCUUUUGGCGACAUUUAUCUGGGCAUGAGCAUCCAGAGCGGCGAGGAGGUGGCCAUCAAGAUGGAAAGCGCCCAUGCCCGUCAUCCCCAGCUGCUGUACGAGGCCAAGCUGUAUCGUAUACUCAGCGGCGGUGUCGGUUUCCCUCGCAUCCGUCACCAUGGCAAGGAGAAAAACUUUAAUACGCUGGUUAUGGAUCUACUCGGACCAUCCCUAGAGGAUCUAUUCAACUUUUGUACGCGUCACUUUACCAUCAAGACGGUUUUGAUGCUUGUCGACCAGAUGAUCGGACGCUUGGAGUAUAUUCAUCUCAAGUGCUUCAUUCAUCGUGACAUCAAGCCCGAUAAUUUUCUGAUGGGCAUCGGCCGGCAUUGUAACAAGCUCUUCCUGAUCGAUUUCGGUCUGGCCAAGAAGUUCCGUGAUCCGCACACGCGUCAUCAUAUUUUGUAUCGCGAGGAUAAGAAUCUAACCGGCACCGCCCGCUAUGCCUCAAUCAAUGCCCAUCUUGGCAUUGAGCAAUCGCGUCGCGACGAUAUGGAAUCACUUGGCUAUGUGAUGAUGUAUUUCAAUCGCGGAGUGUUGCCAUGGCAGGGCAUGAAGGCCAAUACCAAGCAGCAAAAGUAUGAGAAGAUCUCUGAAAAGAAGAUGUCCACACCGAUUGAGGUCUUGUGCAAGGGCUCGCCGGCGGAGUUCUCCAUGUAUCUAAACUAUUGUCGUAGCCUGCGCUUUGAAGAGCAGCCGGAUUACAUGUACCUACGUCAAUUGUUCCGCAUACUGUUUAGGACGCUUAACCAUCAGUAUGAUUACAUCUACGACUGGACAAUGCUGAAGCAGAAGACCCACCAGGGUCAGCCCAAUCCAGCUAUACUCUUGGAGCAAUUGGACAAGGACAAGGAGAAGCAGAAUGGCAAGCCCCUAAUUGCGGACUAAAGUGAGGAGGAGGAUGAGGAGGGGUUCGAGAAAUCAUCAUCAUGGGCGGGGUAAAAAAAAAACAUAAGGGGGAUUAUGUGAAGAUGAUAUAAAUGCAGAAAAGAAGGAAAAACAUGCCGCAGCCGCCGCCGCAUCGAGAAAUAUCUACUAGGUGUUUCUCUUAAAUAUUAAUUUAAAAUUCAAUACCUAAACGAUUUAAGAAAAGGCAAAAUCAAGGCAAACAACAGCAAAGGCAAACCGUAAACCACACAUAAUGUGUAAUAAACAAAAUAACUAAAAAGAUGAUACCCCAGCAAAUGUGAUUCACGAGUGAAUCACUGCGAUUGAUAGUUAAAACCACACACAAAAACACCCACAACACACACUCACUGAGGAAUUUGAAUUCGAAGUAAAACGAAAAAUCAACACGAUUUAAAUUCAAAACGAUUCAAAUUCAAACUCAAAUCAAUUCGCAAACCAUACAAAACUCUACACCUGGGAAAAGACAUUUGAAAUAUUCGAAUGUUUCCAGUGUGGAGAGUGUCUCCAUACACACACACAUGUACUCUACACGAGGCAUUUGAAAAAAUUCAAUGUCUCCACACAACUCUACACAAGGCAUUUGAAAAAUUCAAUGUCUCCACACUCUCCAUACACACACAACUCUACACAAUCAUGGCUCCCCACAUAAAAAACACCACUAAAAAAAAGAAAACCACAAAAAAAUGAAAGGAGGACAAAUGGCGAAGAAAUGAAAACAAAACACUUAGCCUAAUAAAUUACGAGAAAAUAAUACUGGUAACAAAUGUGGAACGCUGUAGAGUAGCGUUCAUUUUCGAAGAAAAGCAAAACUAAAAACACAUAGUUAUAUAUAUAUAUAUAUACACAUAUAUAUAUAUAUGUAUAUAUAUAUGUGUGUGUUUAACCUUAUGCAUGUAUAUAUAUACAUAUAUAGAAGCGAAUAAAACAAUUAUGUACGCAUA